This is a messenger RNA of Anguilla rostrata (American eel), 3444 nucleotides long. It is a transcript of the gene tmem214, whose product is annotated as transmembrane protein 214. Bases 364 to 2268 code for a protein of 634 amino acids. The transcript is spliced from 17 exons. Lineage: Eukaryota; Metazoa; Chordata; Actinopteri; Anguilliformes; Anguillidae. The record is from RefSeq and is a predicted model, not a curated record. Gene Ontology annotation, cellular component: Golgi apparatus; endoplasmic reticulum.
AUUGUUAGCCUUGUCUAGCUAUUUGGUUAUAAAGCUAAAGUAUGCUAGAUAACAUUAGUGUGCUAACGUCAGCUAAAAGCUAAGGGAUGGACGGCUAGCUGCAUAUUUGGCAAGAUGCGGGCUUGUCUUAGUGAUCUUUUGUUUGUUUUAAUUGUUGAAACUAGCUAUCUAGUGUAACCUGGCACAGACAAGCCUUCGGGCUGACGGAGACAGUUCAGCGAGCGGUCCAAGUUUGAGUUGUGCCGUGGGGGUAUCUUACACGGGCACGGCAUGUUAGCAUGCUCUUGCGCGCGGGUGCUGACAUGUGGCUGUCAGUCUAACCCUGGUUUCGCUUGUCAGAGUGUGCAAUGAGCGCCGCUGAAGAUGUCGGAGACGAUCUACGAGGGCUUCGAGAAGAUGGCCAAGAAGCAGAACAAGGAGCAGGUUCCCCCGGCGACGGUCGCGGAACCGCCCGCCAAGAAGGCCGGCGCCAGCAAGCAGCCGAAAAAGUCGCCCGCCAACGGCGGCGGGCCGGCUCCCGUCCCGUUCAGAACGCUGGAGGAGGCCGUGAACGCGUUGGAUAUCUCAGAACUGCAGCAGCAGCUGGAGAGGAGCCAGACCGUGUUCCCGGAGAACCCCUCUGUGUGGGUGAAGGACCUGGCCGGGUACCUCAACUGCAAACUGCAGGCCCCGGAGGGGGACCCCACGCUCAGCACCCACAGCUACGAUUACCCAUACUGCCUUGCCAGUAAGGAGCUGAGGAGCAUCAUUAAGGGCCUGCUGGCCCAGUGCGGCGGGUCCCUGCAGGACUUCUUCGACCACUGCAUCUACACCAUGCUGCGCGAGCUGGACAAGGCCUCCGGAGAGCCCCUGCACGGGUACAGGAUCUGCAUUCAGGCCGUCAUGCAGGACAAGCCCAAAAUAGCCACCCUCAACCUGGUAGAGCACCUGGAGCUGUUGCGGUCCCAUCAGAACCGGCCGGUGAAGUGCCUGACCAUCAUGUGGGCGCUGGGCCAGGUGGGCUUCUGCGACCUCAGCCAGGGCCUCCGCGUGUGGCUGGGCAUCAUGCUGCCGGUGCUGGGUAUGAAGUCCCUGUCUGCCUACGCCAUCGGGUACCUGGAGAGGCUGCUCAUGUUGCACGCUAACUUGACGAAAGGCUUUGGAAUCAUGGGACCAAAGGAGUUUUUCCCGCUGCUGGACUUUGCCUUCAUGCCUAAAAAUGCACUUUCAACCAGCCUGCAGGACCAGCUGAGGCGUCUCUACCCGCGGCUGAAGGUCCUGGCGUUCGGCGCAAAGCCCGAGUCCACCCUGCACACCUACUUCCCCUCCUUCCUGUCCAGAGCCACGCCCCACUGCCCCGACGACAUGAAGAGAGAGCUCCUGAGCAGCAUGACUGAGUGCCUGUCAGUGGAUCCUCAGAGCCUGGGGGUGUGGAGGCAGCUUUACACCAAACACCUGCCACAGUCCAGCCUUCUGCUAAAUAAUCUCCUUAGCUCCUGGAACACGUUGCCCGCUAAGCUGCGCAGGAAUCUUCAGGAGACAGUCCAGUCUUUCAAAGUGACCAAUGAGGAGAUGAGGUCGUCCACCAGCUCUCAGGAGGUGUUGGAAUGCAAUGAGCUGUGCAAUAGCCUGCAGCUGAAGAUGAAGGGGCGGGGCUUCCCCUGGACCCGCCUGCUGAUGGCCGUGCUGGUUUUUGCCGCUGGCUUCCUGGUUCACGACAUCCGUUCCCAGGGCUCUUUCAAAGCCUCGGCGACGGCGGGGUACCUGCAGCAGUCGGGUCUCCUGUCCGUGUCCCAGCAGGCCUGGGGCAAAGUCUCGCACUACUCCCAGGAGGGCGUCAGCUGGCUGGAAACCAACGCUCCGUAUUACUACUCCGAGGCUGUGACCGCGGUCGGGCCCGUCCUGGAGGUCGCCUGGGAGAAGACGAAGGUCGGCGCGGUCUUCGUCGUGGAGCAGUGCUCGGACCUGGUGGCGUGGGUCAGAGAGAACGCGCCGCGCUUCAUCGAAUGGCUUAACGCCAACAUCCCAGAGAGCGUGUUCCAGUUCAUCGAGUAUCUGAAGGAGCUCCUGGUGUUCAUCCAUCACAGUUAUGUCCUGCCGUCGCUGGCGUACGUAAAAGUUUCGCUGGAGCACGCGUGGCAGAUGUUCGUAGAGUCCUGCGAUGGUGAAGUGUCGUUACAUUGUGUGCAGAACCACGUGAUAUCCCUCUCCAAUUCCACCUGGACGUACAUGCAGGACGCCACCGUGGCCGUAAAGAACUGGGCCUCGGACCUCAUGUCCCAGUCGUGAGCCGUGGUGAUGUCACACGGAACUCUCAGAGACUGCAACUUGCUUGUGUUCGCCCCCUACAGGGGACUUCAACCAACUGCGCUUUCUAAACCCCUUGCUUAAAGAAGGAUUUUUUUUUUCUUUUUGUUGUGAAAGAUGGAACAGACACUUGACUCUUUCUUCUUUUUCUUUUGUCAGACUGCAUGAAAUUUUAUAUCACACUUGUUUUUCUACCGAAAGAAGUUGUAUCAUGUAUGGGUGCACAGGCAUUUUCCUGUUUUUUUUUUAACAGAGGUAUUCAGGUUUAAAAAUAACCAGUGUUAUUUCAGAAUUAAUUGUCAAAUGGGAACAAACUUGGACAACUUCCAGGGGUUCUGCUUUGAAGAUAUUUAAGGGUAAUCUGCAAAAAAAAACAAACACAAAAACUAGGCUCUCACUGAAGCCAAACUCUUUGGUCUGUGUCUGAUGGUUGCUGCUUGACUGAAACAAGAACGCUUUAACUGCAGACUGUUGAAGCCCUGCCGUCCUGAAUGGAGCCUGAGCUCGUCUCUCGCGCUUCAACAACAUGAGCCAUGCAAGUUCGGAAGGUGGACGGACACCCGCUUUGUGCCUAGCUCCAGUUUCCUUAAUUCUUUUUUUAAAUUUUUCUUUCUUUUAAAAAAAAAAAAAAUAUAUAUAUAUAUAUAUAUGAUGAUGAAAUAAAAAGGUUGUAUUUGUGUACGUCCCUUGUGAACGAGCACUGGACUGUGGACUACUACUGCUGCUUGGUAUCGAGGCCCGCUUUUUACUUGAACAUCAGUUGUUUUUCUGUUCCUGGGGCGAUUCAGUGACGAUCCACCUACCUCCCGUGCGGUUUAGAUCUAGGCUUGUUGCUCCUCUCCUAGGUUCAUAGACCAUACCUGACCCUUGACCCCUGACCCCUGACCUUUGACCCCCCUCCCUCCAAUCUGCCGUGGCAUGCAUUUUCCCUGGAGAGGAGAGGAGAGGAGAGGAGAGGAGAGGUGCAUGGAACCCCCAGACCAGGGGAACAGACUGUUUUGGGUUUCAGGCCUGUGAAGAGAGAGAGGUGGAUUUAUAAGCUGCUCUGGUCAAAACCAAUGAAAUAAAAUAAAAUUCUAAACAUCAGCCUGAAAUUGUGAAUCAGUUUGUGACUUUGUACAUGUGAAAUGUUUAUGAAUAAAGAUUGCUGAGCCCGUA